AUGUCUUCGGGUGUCAAUGACUUCCGCCGCAAAUGGGAUACAGAAGAAUACGAACGAAGAGCUCAGCAAAGGGUGAGAGGAGACGACGGUUCCAGUGGUGACGACGACAACGAAGAUGUGGACCACGAGAAGAGCGGUGCGGAAGAGCCGAAGGAAGUGAAGAAACGCGAGAAUCUGAAGCCACGGGACUAUAGAGUGGACUUAGAGUCGGGUUUAGGGAAGAGUGUUGUGAUCAACAAAUCGACGCCUUCUUCACAGACCGGAGGCUUCUAUUGUGAUGUCUGUGACUGUGUUGUCAAGGAUUCCAUCAAUUACUUGGAUCACAUCAAUGGCAAGAAACACCAGAGGAAUCUGGGAAUGAAUAUGAAAGUGAACAGAUCCACACUCGAAGACGUCCGCAAACGCUUCCAAAUGAAUAAAAGGAAACUCGAAGAACAGCGCAAAGAGUUUGAUAUUGAAGACCGACUGAAGGAAGUGAAGGAAGAAGAGGACCGACUCAAGGAAUACAAGAAAGACAAACGCAAGGAGAAGAAGAAGAGGAAGAGAGCCGAAGAGGACGACAGCGGACACACCUCUGAGACCGACGACAUGUCCAGACUUAUGGGCUUCAGUCACUUCAGUCACCACAAGAACAAGUAG
Molecule: messenger RNA, 639 nt
Organism: Oppiella nova
Lineage: Eukaryota; Metazoa; Arthropoda; Arachnida; Sarcoptiformes; Oppiidae
Source: the annotation of a GenBank genome assembly